UCAAUAUAUUUUUUGUACAAAAGCAACUAGAAGAUGAGAUCACCUUCAAAACAUGUAACCAAAAGGGUUAGAGAUGCUGAAGCUGAGUUAAACUUGCCUCCCGGAUUCCGGUUUCACCCGACCGACGAGGAGCUCAUCGUUCAUUACCUUUGUCGUAAAUCCCAAUCGACGUUGGAGAGCGUUAGUGUCGCUCCACCAUCGUGGAUUAUCGCGGAUGUUGAUCUAUACAAACAUGAUCCCUGGCAGUUUCCUGAAAUGGCUUUGUUUGGAACAAAGGAAUGGUAUUUUUUCACACCAAGAGACCGGAAAUACCCUAACGGGUCGAGACCAAACCGGGCCACAGGAAACGGGUACUGGAAAGCAACCGGGGCAGAUAAACCCAUUAAGUUAAAAUCCGACCCGAAUACAACAAUUGGGAUAAAAAAGGCCUUGGUUUUUUAUGCAGGAAAAGGGGUCAAAGGAAUCAAAACUAAUUGGAUCAUGCAUGAGUAUAGACUUGUUAUGUCAAAUCCUACCACAGUUUCCAGGCUCGACGAUUGGGUUCUCUGCCGUCUGUACAACAAGAAAAACAAUCCAAACGAGAUGAUCGUGUUAGAAGACGAUAACAUUAUUCAUAACCAAGAUCUUCAUCUUGCAUCUCCAUUAGGUGAGUUACAAAAAGAGAACAGUUGCAAUAACAACAAUAACAGUUUUGAUUCAUUUGAAUAUUCGGAUGGUGAAUCUUUGACUAAAGUCAAAGGUACAAGUGAGCAAGUCAACAUAGGAUUAAUGGAGAGUUUGAUGAAAAUAGAGGAUGCUGAUGAUGGGAAUGAUUGGCUUGAGUGUUUGAGUUUGGAAGAUUUGCACCAUUGUUUGGUAGCAAUGCCUCCUAAUGAUGACAUUAUUUUAUCACCCAAACCAACAACAUUUUUCUAGUUGGGUUUGAUUAUUAUAUACUAGGAUGGAAAUUAUGAAUGUAUGAUAAUAGAUUAAUAGGUGUUUGGGGAUAUUUUGAUUAGUAUUAUUAGA
This is a messenger RNA of Helianthus annuus (common sunflower), 1008 nucleotides long. Its product is annotated as NAC domain-containing protein 67. The record is from RefSeq and is a predicted model, not a curated record. Gene Ontology annotation, biological process: regulation of DNA-templated transcription. The transcript has 3 exons. NCBI's taxonomy places the organism in Eukaryota, Viridiplantae, Streptophyta, Magnoliopsida, Asterales, Asteraceae. The coding region runs from base 34 to 915 and encodes 293 amino acids. Gene Ontology annotation, molecular function: DNA binding.